GCAGUUUUGGCUCAAGACCACAAAAGUCGCAUCACGCUAGUUGCAGUACUGCACACACAUACGUGAUAAGGUGAGCCCAUGGUGUUCAAGGCCAGCGCAAAGUCAGCGCAAAUCUUGCUAUACGUACCGCACUCGCCGGCUGCCGAGGCCUGUCGACAGUGGGCUAUGACGCUGGGGAGUGCCGCAGAUGAGGCACUGCUGAGGCGUGCCAGUCAUGGCGCUGCAGCGGAAGAAGCCGACUGUCGCAGUGGCAUGGUAGACCUCCAGCACCUCAUGGUCCAACACGCCGCGUCGGAGACCGAGUUCCAUGCCCGUGCGGCCGAGACGUGGCGCAAGUAUUCUACUCAGCUGGCCAAUAGUGGUUGCAGCUAUAAAAGGGGGUUUGCUGCCUUGCCCCAAUGGCAACAUCUGUUAUUACACAGGGCAUGGAGAUAUGAACGUGACGGCCACAGUGGAGUAUCGCGGGAAUAUCAUCAAGACAGUCUUCAUCCCCGACCCAGAUGUUGCAGUCGACAUGGGAGAAAUCGUGACAUUUUUGGGGGCGAGCACCGACGAUGCUCCUGCAAUGUUGAUGGACGCACCUGCAGAAUACCGCAGAACAGCGAACCCUAUGAUGUUGAAAAUGUUCUUCGUUGAGGACACUGAUGACGUUACUGAGCAGUGCCCUCAUGACAGUGAGCGCGUGGAGCCCGUGGGGAACAGCACCGCGGCGUACAAGGUUGAGAACACCACGUUCGCAGCUUCAGCGCAAAACCCAGACACGUUCUUGGGCAUGGAACUCGAUUUCGUCAGCGAGGCACCUGUGGGCCGCACCCUGGCCUUUGAGAUAGUCAAUGCACUCCUUCCUUGCCACCAUCCUGCUGCCCGUCCUGCUCUCUAGCCUUGCGUGCACUGUCUGCUGCUCCUCUUUGCUUGGAUGUUUUUCCUGAAACUGUUUGG
This is a messenger RNA of Prorocentrum cordatum, 939 nucleotides long. NCBI's taxonomy places the organism in Eukaryota, Dinophyceae, Prorocentrales, Prorocentraceae. The record is from the annotation of a GenBank genome assembly.